CCCAAAAGAUCACAAACAUAGGAAACAUUCAUUCAAAUAUGUGUGCACUUUCUCUUAAAAACUGAAUAGUAGCUAACUUCAAUCUAAAAUGGGAUUCAGAUUCCUCAAAUUAAAUCUCAUUUACAAGCCAUAUCUCUCAAGAAUUUCCUCAACUACCCAGAAAAAUUCAAUCUUUACCCUUCACAAUCCAUCAAAAAUCAACUCUUUAACAACCCAAUUGCAAGAAAUUUAUGAUCCUUCAAAUGUGAUUAUAAACCCACCAAAUUCCCAAAUUUUCAAACGCUGGCAUUUUGGGCAUUCACAUCAUCAUCAUCAUGGUCCACAUCAUGAUUCUAGCAAGAAGAGUGAGAACAUUUUUAGGCUUGGACUUGCUGCUGAUAUUGGUUUAACUGUCGGAAAAGCCGUCACCGGGUACUUCUCUGGUAGCACCGCUAUUAUUGCCGACGCCGCGCAUUCUCUCUCCGAUGUGGUUCUCAGCAGCGUUGCUUUACUCUCUUUUAAAGCUGCCAGAGUGCCUAGAGACAAAGAACACCCAUAUGGCCAUGGUAAAUUUGAGACACUAGGAGCUCUAGGGAUCUCUGGCAUGCUCCUUUUAACUGCAGGAGGUAUUGCAUGGCAUGCUGCUGAUAUAUUGCUGGGUUUGCUUACAACAUCCCCUGAAGUUUUUGGUCAAUCCUUGAUGCAUGAGCAUGGUCAUCAUAGUGGGCAUGACCAUAAGAUCGAUAUGGAUCACCCAAUUCUCGCAUUAAAUAUGGCUAUGUUAUCCAUCGCUGUAAAAGAAGGUCUUUUUCGGAUAACAAAGAGAGCUGGGGAAAAGGAAGGCAGUGGACUCAUGAAAGCAAAUGCAUGGCAUCACAGGGCUGAUGCUAUCUCUUCUUUCGUUGCUCUUAUUGGGGUAGGAGGAUCCAUUCUUGGUGUAAAAUUUUUUGAUCCUCUUGCUGGCCUUCUUGUGUCUGGCAUGAUACUAAAAGCAGGUCUGGAAACUGGUUACCAAAGUGUUUUAGAGCUGGUGGAUGCUGCAGUUCCACAGCAGCUAUUGGACCCUCAUCGAGAAACAAUUCUACAAGUUGAAGGAGUGAAGGGGUGUCACCGUCUGAGGGGAAGAAGGGCUGGCUCGUAUUUGCACCUUGAUGUACACAUAGAGGUUGAUCCUUUCACCAGUGUCAGUGCUGCUCACCAUAUUGGUGAAAAUGUUAGGCACCGAAUUCACGAUUCUCAUCCUGAAGUGGCUGAAGUCUUCAUACACAUAGAUCCUUCUAUUUCUGAAAUAUCACCGGAAGUUGAUAUAAAAGAAAACUUUGACAGCUUGGACGAAACUAAUGACAGUAUCUCCUUAAAGGACAAAGACUUUGAUCAUAUCAUCUCUGAUAUAUUCUCAUCACAGUUUCCAAAGAAAAUGAAGCUAGAGCACAUAACGCCUCACCUGUUGCAAAACAAGAUUAUGCUGGAUGUUGAGGUCUCCAUGCCACCUGACAUAAUGAUCAGUGAUGCAAGGUUGAUGGCAGAGGAAGUGAAAAAGGAGAUUCUCGGAACAGUGUCUGAUGUCAUUCAAGUUCAUGUUCAGUUGCGGCUUACACCUGCUAACCAUACAACUCCCUCGUAAUUUUUUCCUGAGACUAUGACACCUUUUUGCUAGGAUUAUAGAUAGCUUUAUAAACUUGAACUGUUCCUUAAGUAGUACAAUUGUCCCGGAGAAAGUCAGACAUGAGUACGUAUUGCAGGAAAAUAACACUAACCUCGGCAUCUUUAUUUGUACUGUAGGUAAAUCAUAAAUGGUUAUAUAGUUUUUUCUGUGGAUCGCAGAAGGGGAUAUAAGGUGUGGUGCAUAGAGGAAGAAAGGAAGAUAAAUAGAGUGCUUUCCGUUCUUGAGAUGCACUCUUUUAAUUGUAUAAACAAGUCCAUUUUCGGACAUACAAACAACAAUAAGGUGACUAACUUACAGAGUCAUGUACGCAGUGCUUCUAAACUUGCUGCUUUUUUGGCAAUGCAAUUUUGCUAGCAUGUUACUACGGAGUACGGAGUAUUUCGUAUCUCAUAUUAAUAUGCUGCUUUUGUGCCUAUCGUUUGGGAAUGCAAUUUACUCUAGAAGUAGUAAACUCGAUGAUCAUCAGAUCGUUCUAGUUAUUCAUUGGGACUAUUGGGUAUUCACGAAGCUAAUACUGCAAGUAUAGUUUCACAUUGCAUUGCAUAAUUGCAUUACAGAGUAAAAUCAUGAAGCUAUAUAAUCAUGAAUGCAA
Chenopodium quinoa (quinoa) is the source of this 2237-nucleotide messenger RNA. Its product is annotated as metal tolerance protein 2-like. The coding region runs from base 89 to 1603 and encodes 504 amino acids. Lineage: Eukaryota; Viridiplantae; Streptophyta; Magnoliopsida; Caryophyllales; Amaranthaceae. Gene Ontology annotation, molecular function: monoatomic cation transmembrane transporter activity. The transcript has 12 exons. The record is from RefSeq and is a predicted model, not a curated record. Gene Ontology annotation, cellular component: membrane. Gene Ontology annotation, biological process: transmembrane transport; monoatomic cation transport.